Suhomyces tanzawaensis NRRL Y-17324 is the source of this 2493-nucleotide messenger RNA. RefSeq names its product Cta7p (gene CTA7). Gene Ontology annotation, molecular function: zinc ion binding; sequence-specific DNA binding; DNA-binding transcription factor activity, RNA polymerase II-specific. The record is from RefSeq and is a predicted model, not a curated record. Gene Ontology annotation, biological process: positive regulation of transcription by RNA polymerase II; DNA-templated transcription. The transcript is spliced from 2 exons. The coding region runs from base 1 to 2493 and encodes 830 amino acids. Gene Ontology annotation, cellular component: nucleus. Lineage: Eukaryota; Fungi; Ascomycota; Pichiomycetes; Serinales; Debaryomycetaceae.
AUGCCGGGAAAUGGCGGUUAUUUGGCACGUCAAUGGCCGCAGGCGCCACUUCAGCCCAUCAACCAUACCCACAAACCCUCCGUGGGAGGCUCCAACUCUCUCUACGGUGGUACAGCCAGCCAAGAAGGGCAGGAGGACGAGCGGGAGUCUGUCAGCCAGGCAGCUGGCGCCACUGCUAGUGGCAGGGCCCGGAUGAGAGUGUCCAAGGCUUGUGAUCGGUGCCGUACCCAGAAGAUCAAGUGCUCAGGCACCAGCCCUUGCGUGACGUGUGUCAAGCUGAAGAAGGAGUGUUCGUACUCCUCCACGUACGGCAUGGAGAAGGGACGGUCACCAGACGGUGACGGAGACCAGCAAGGAUACAAACGGCGCAGAACUCGUGAGGCACCCAUUUUUGGGCUUCCAGUGGUCAACAGAGGCUUGGACAAGCAGUACGUGGAUCAUCUAGAGAACCGGGUCCAGUACCUCGAGUCGUUGCUUGCGGCCAACUCCAAUUCCACCUUCAAGACCCCAGACACCCAUAGGGAACCUCCACUAACCUUGUUGAGUGCCAGCAGCAAGUGGAGGUUCUCGAGAAGACACCAGAACUUACUCACAGCAGAGCUUUGCAAUCAAAUGUACCUGAAUCUCUCGGAGGAGUCCCAGAGCUUGGUCACAAUGCCGCGGAUGCAGUACUUUGGGUGGAACAUGAGUGGGUGCAACUACCUAAGUCCAGAAGAUCUUCCCAAUAUGCCUGAAUACACCCUUGACAUAGACUGCGACGCGUUGAUUGAUUACUAUCUCGACGAGGUGAACCCUCUCUUUUCCAUUCUCCACGAAACCGUGUUCCGUGAACAAGUCGAGGCAUACGACAAGCUCUUGAAAGAACAGUUGACCUUGAACAAGAAUGUUAACGACCGCGAGUCGAAAACCAACCAGACCAGGUUGUUCUCGGCGAUCCUAUACUUGGUGUACGCAAUCUCAAUCAGAUUCAUGGAGAUGGGCAAACCCAGAGGGCCCUCGCUUGCGAUGCUCAAGCUUGAAGAGCAAUUCUUCCGGUACGGAUACCGAGUGGUAUCCAUUAUCAGUUUUGAAUGGGAGUCAUUUGAGUUGAUUCAAUGCUGGUGUUUGAUUGCGUUGUACUUAAGGGUCACGCAUCGUCAGACAUCAGCUUACCAUGCCAUGGGCCAGGCUAUCUUGACAUCCCAUUCCAUGGGUAUUGGUCAGAAUAUUUCUAAGCUCAAGGAGGCUACUCCAUAUGAGGUUUUGAAAGCAAAGAGAGUGUUCUGGACAGUUUACACUAUGGACAGACUUUUUGGUAUGCAAACUGGACGCUACGAGGGCUACAGCGGUCAAGAUACAGUGCGCCCUUUUCCUUCAAUGGUUUUUAAGAAAGAAGCAAUUGGGGAUGACUGGUUGACUCCUGCUGCCUUUGCCACCAUUCAUUUGGCCAGAAUUGCUAAUUUCAUUCAUACCACCAAGCAUGACGAACCAGGGCCAGUAAAGUACCAACAAAUAAACAAAGAAUUAGCAAUAAUGGAAGAGUGGUUCAAUGAGAAUGGCUACAAUAAUGAUGAUAUUUUUGCUGAGCCUGAGAUUCCAGAAGAGCAUGACCCUGCCGACAAGAAGCGACCAAGAUACGCAAGAGUCAAGAAGAUUAGUCCACUUAUCAAGACUCAAGUCAAGCUUCAUUUUUACGAUAUUGUUCUCUCAGUACACGGAAAAUUGGUCUUCAACUACUUGGGCAAGAAGAUCGAAUCUGAGGGAUUGCUGAUUGACAUGGUAGUAGAUGCUUGUGACGGUAUUGUAAAGCUUCUUACCAAAUGUCAGAAAGCAGGCAAACUAUUUGUGCCAUGGUAUCAGCAGCUACUCUUGCUAUUCAAUGUCGGAAUCUACGCGAUCACAUUGAUCAACGGAGGUAUUUGCAUCAUGCAGGCGAGAACCAUCUUGAAAGGCUGUAUCCAGCUAUGCUCUGCCCUUAAAAAGGCAUCUGUCCGGGAUGAGUCUUCUCGCAAAGUGAUCAUAAAAGAAAGAUUUAAAAUGGCCAAGGAAUGCUUGUGGGCAUUGAAAAUGGCCAACAGAAUGUUGAGCUUGAGACUACAAGAGGAUGUUAAGAUUCUAGGGAAUAUUGGUAUUGACCACGGAUCCUCGGAUGUCAACAUCCAGAUGUUCUCGCAGCUAGGGUUGAACCACGAAAGAACCAACAAAAGGAAGCAGCCCCAGGAUGACGAGUUCAGUGCGUUGUUGAAGAAACAAUUGCACAGAUCAGAUGGCAACAUGCCCUUGGGCGACGGUAUGGACCCGCAACAGUACUCGAACCAGGAGCACACCCCAAGUUCCACCACCUCGCUCGACCAGAAUGGGUACCCUGAUCAAUCAGGAAUGUUGGGCACCCCAGAAGGUGGCGAGGGGCAGGGCAUGAACGAAGUUGACUAUAUGUUAGGAAAUCUCCAGUGGUUUGACCAAUGGAUGGACUUCAACUAUGAGUUCGAUGACACAGGCAAUCUUGUACAAUAA